Rhipicephalus sanguineus (brown dog tick) is the source of this 753-nucleotide messenger RNA. RefSeq lists its product as uncharacterized. Lineage: Eukaryota; Metazoa; Arthropoda; Arachnida; Ixodida; Ixodidae. The transcript has 3 exons. The coding region runs from base 1 to 753 and encodes 250 amino acids. The record is from RefSeq and is a predicted model, not a curated record. Gene Ontology annotation, molecular function: DNA binding.
AUGGUGCACGCUCCACUGCCGCCGGCAAGGGCGAGCUCGAAAGACGCCGCUGGCUCGGAGCAAUCGGUCUCCAAGCCCCCAUCCUCUGGGGCCUCCUUGCCGGCGAGCGGCAACGCUGAAGAGCACAACGGGCACUUCGGGAUCGAGGGCGGACGCGGGAUCGAGACCAGGAGCUACGACACCGCGGCGAAGAAGCAGGCGGAGGUCGACGACUGCGCGCCAAAGGCCGGGCGAGCGAAGCGCGAGGCUGCUGCUGCCGCUGGCCGUUCCAACGAGGCUUCGGCUGCCAAGCGGCCACGCGGUCGACCACACAAGGGCGUGUCGGUGGAGCCGCCAGCGCCGAAGCCCAUCGCGACCACGGCGGCUCGUAAGUUGCGGAAGGUAGAGGAUCAGCUCAUCCUACACGUGAAAGUCCUUCAACCAGCAAGUCAGUCGCAGCUAAAGCCCCGAGAGGCCAACGCGGUGGAGCGCUACGAGCUCUUCGGAGUCGAGGGCAGGCGCCGGAUCGACACCCGAAGCUCCGACACCGUGUCGAAGGAACAGGCGGAGGCCAGCUACGGUGCACCAAAGGCCGUGGGAGCGAAGCGCCAGGCUGCUGCUGCUGCUGACAAUGCCGCUGGCCCUUCCAACGAGGCUCCGGCUGCCAAGCGGCCGCGCGGUCGACCACCCAAGGGCGCUAGCGCCGAAGCCCAUCGCAACCACGACGGCUCGGAAGUUGCGGAAGGUAGAGGAUGCAGCGCAGCCCACACGUGA